Molecule: messenger RNA, 846 nt
Organism: Thalassophryne amazonica
Lineage: Eukaryota; Metazoa; Chordata; Actinopteri; Batrachoidiformes; Batrachoididae
Exons: 2
Coding region: 35-736 (233 amino acids)
Biological process (GO): Rab protein signal transduction
Cellular component (GO): Golgi apparatus; endosome
Molecular function (GO): GTP binding; GTPase activity
Source: RefSeq, a predicted model, not a curated record
CGAUGUUUGUCGGUUUCUCGCGUUCAGCGAGAAGAUGAACGAUGGAAACAAACUGGAGGACGAAUUUGACACAGUUUUCAGCACAAACGAGUCCGUACAGUUGUCACAUUACGAAUAUGAGACAACGCAGGCAAAAAUCUUUAAGAUAAUCGUCAUAGGAGAUUCAAACGUGGGGAAAACGUGUCUGACGUACAGGUUCUGCGGAGGAACUUUCCUGAAAAACCCAGAGGCGACAAUCGGGGUGGAUUUCAGAGAGAGGACCCUGGAGCUGGACGGAGAAAGGAUCAAGUUGCAGAUUUGGGACACCGCUGGCCAGGAGCGUUUUCGGAAGAGCAUGGUGGAACACUACUACCGCAGCGUCCAUGCCGUUAUCUUUGUGUACGACAUGACCAGCCUCGCCUCCUUUAGGAGCAUCCCGGAAUGGAUUGAGGAGUGCAGCCGACACUCUGUGGGGUCCCUGGUGCCACGGAUCCUGGUGGGCAACAAGUGUGACCUGAGAGAGCGAUGUGAAGUGCCCACGUCAGCGGCACAGUGCCUCGCCGACAGCUACAACUUUCCGCUGUUUGAGACUUCAGCCAAGGACCCUGCUGAGAAGGAGCAUGUGGAUGCCAUCUUCUUUACUUUGGCUUAUCGGCUGAAAAACCAUAAACCUCUGAGACUGAAGCAGCUGAGUGAGAGCAACGCCACCCACCUGUGGAACCAGGGAGAGCCUGAAGGCCAAACCUGCUUGUGCUGAAAUGUCCCUCGAUCCAGUGUAGAUGUCCGGAGGAGGUAUGGACACCUUCAUGGACUCCAAGAGGUCUCAGAUUAAAAGCAGGACUUCUGGCUGGGUUCUGUCAUCCUUUG